Molecule: messenger RNA, 523 nt
Organism: Myxocyprinus asiaticus (Chinese sucker)
Lineage: Eukaryota; Metazoa; Chordata; Actinopteri; Cypriniformes; Catostomidae
Product: protein PIGBOS1
Exons: 2
Coding region: 171-389 (72 amino acids)
Source: RefSeq, a predicted model, not a curated record
CCCGCAUGGAUUGCCGUAGUCGAUCUUUCGUCCUUGCUUACAUACGUUUUAACUAAACACAAACGCUUGUCAUUUUCAGAGCUAAAUUACAGUUUAUAACAGAGUGAACCCAUUAGGGAGUUCAUGUCAGAUGUUUUGUAAUUGGUGCAGUUCCUUUAUAAGAUAAGAUCAUGUUUAGGAGACGGAUUCCUUUUAAUCAGAUCGCAUUUGCGACCCUGGUUGGAGUGGUAGGAGGCGUGUACGUGUACAGACCCCUUUUUGAGCCGCCUAGAAAACCUCCAGCUGCACCAAAUGAGGAACUCAUGCCCGACCCAGAGGAACAGAGAGGAGCGGAAACAACCCAGUCAGAUCAUGCUGCAACUGAAGAUGCAUCAGCAACCAAACACUGACCUAAAAACAGAUACUGACUGUACAGAUGUGAGAAGAUUGUGUGCGAGAGAGUUUGAAUAUACACGUAGCCACAUGUGAAUUGCACUUUGUACUUGAUGUCACUAAAGCUUCUGAAUAAAUUACCAAAUUGACA